GGUAUGCCCGCUUUUAAAUUAUGCACGUGCUAGCGGUGUUGCACUUUGUACAGCCACAAAAACAGUUGUUACCAAUAACCACUAGCAGCACAGCAGAAUAUUGUUCACUACUGUUUUCGUACAGCUCGUCGGGUGUACGUACGAAAUUUUUUUAAUAUAUAUUAUUAAAUUUCUUUUUUUUUUGGGGUACAAAAGGCUGUUAUCCUUAGAAGCGAAUCCUUCGGUUGGGCCCACCUCGACCCUCAGCCGCCGGCGGGGAGCUCUAUAAAAAAUCCAUAUCACCCGGUCGCCGCUGCCUUGCUCGCGGUCUUUUCCAACCACCAUCCGCCGAUCCACAGCCACCCCACACCAGUUCCCGAGCAGAGCGAGCGCCCCAUGCCGCGUGCCACGGCGAGCCUCCGCCUGCAGGCAGCGGCGUCGUCCACCUCCACCGCGACCCCAAGAGAGCAGCAGGCGUCGUCCUCAUCCUCGUCAUGGCCUGUUCCACCACCGCUUCCCCAGCAGCCGGCGGUGUCGGUGAACUCCGACACGGUGAUGAUCCUGGCGUCCUUCCUGUGCGCGCUCGUCUGCGUGCUCGGCCUCGCCCUCGUCUCCCGCUGCACCUGCCGCCCCGCCUCGUCCUCCACCGCCACGGGGAUCCCGCAGCAGGCGAGGCCUCCGAAAGGACUCAAGAAGAAGGCCAUCGACGCGCUGCCCACCGCGCCAUUCACCGCUGCCGCCUCCUCCGACUGCGCCAUCUGCCUCGACGAGUUCUCCGACGGCGACGCGCUGCGCGUGCUCCCCCGCUGCGGCCACGCCUUCCACGUCGCAUGCGUCGACGCCUGGCUCCGCACGCGCGCCACCUGCCCCUCCUGCCGCGCCGGAAUCGUCAUCGCCCACCAGCCGCUCAUGGCCGCAAGUCUGUCUCCUGGAUAUCUUGACCCGUCCGUCGUCUCUAUCUAGCUAGCUGUUAAAAUACCCAAUCCUUUGCUCCCUCCUUGUAAAUUACUUUUGCAAACCUUUUGUUUUAUUUUAACUGUAAAUAUUUGAAGAAUAUAUAUAUUAAUGCUCGACGGCAUGUCGAUUUCAGUGCUUAAUUAGGAGUGGAAUUCUGUAAAGAAUGUUUUGGUGCGAAAAGGAAGGAAACCAACUUUCUUCA
This is a messenger RNA of Zea mays, 1138 nucleotides long. RefSeq names its product probable E3 ubiquitin-protein ligase ATL44. The record is from RefSeq and is a predicted model, not a curated record. Lineage: Eukaryota; Viridiplantae; Streptophyta; Magnoliopsida; Poales; Poaceae. Bases 376 to 942 code for a protein of 188 amino acids. The transcript has a single exon.